Molecule: messenger RNA, 1349 nt
Organism: Limanda limanda (common dab)
Lineage: Eukaryota; Metazoa; Chordata; Actinopteri; Pleuronectiformes; Pleuronectidae
Gene: dcun1d5
Product: DCN1, defective in cullin neddylation 1, domain containing 5 (S. cerevisiae)
Exons: 11
Coding region: 1-945 (314 amino acids)
Biological process (GO): positive regulation of ubiquitin-protein transferase activity; protein neddylation
Cellular component (GO): ubiquitin ligase complex
Molecular function (GO): ubiquitin conjugating enzyme binding; ubiquitin-like protein binding; cullin family protein binding
Source: RefSeq, a predicted model, not a curated record
AUGGGUCUGACCCUAUGUCCACUCCCCCGGAAACGCCGGCGACAACUGAGCUCCCGGAGAAGAAGAAGAAGCAGGUGGAGCUGGAUCCUCAGAGAGAAGAAGAAGCAGAAAGAGAAGAAAGAUAACCCUUCUCCAGCUGGAACCACAGUAACAGACACACUGGACAAGUUUAAUCUCUUCGAUUUGAAUGGACAAGGAAGCCAGAAAUACACAGCCCAGCUAGUGAAGCCUGUUAAAGGCUCAGUGAUGCCUGUGAAGAAGAAGAGGAAACUCCCUGGUGCAGAUGAUCAUGAGCACAAGUGUAAAAUCACAAGUUUCGCUCGACCUCAGAUCCGCGGAGCGAGGCCGAUCAGCAGCGACAAGCUGUUCUCCAGCAGGAAGUGCUUGCUCUGGUUCCACAAGUACGCUGCUGGCGACAACGUGGUGGAUCCAGAGGCCAUGGAGAGCUUCUGUGAAGACAUCGGUGUGGAACCAGAGAAUAUUGUCAUGUUAGUUUUAGCCUGGCAUCUAGAAGCAGCUAAUAUGGGAUUCUUCACAAAAGAGGAGUGGCUCAGGGGAAUGACAGUAUUACAGUGUGACUGCACAGAGAGGUUACAGAGUAAACUGGAGUACAUGCGCGGUGAGCUCAACGAUUCUGUCCUCUUCAAAAACAUCUACAGAUACGCCUUCGACUUCUCCAGAGACAGAGACCAGAGGAGUCUGGACAUGGACACGGCCAAGUCUAUGCUGGCUUUACUGCUGGGGAGAACAUGGCCUCUGUUCCCCAUCUUCCAUCAGUUCCUGGAGCAGUCCAAGUACAAGGGGAUGAAUAAGGACCAGUGGUACAACGUGCUGGAGUUCAGCAGAACCAUCAACACAGACCUCAGUAACUACGAUGAAGAUGGAGCUUGGCCGGUGCUGCUAGAUGAGUUUGUGGAAUGGCAGAAAACUUGGUCAGCGUCGUAGCAACAACAACCCCACACCAAAAAGGAGGAAGAGGGAGAACAACAAAACCCACAAACGCAGGAGGAAUCUAUUGUUAAAUGAGAAACAGCUGAACACACACACACACUCUCAGACACACACACACACGGACUGGAGAAUCAUCGCUGUGGACUCUGGGUUCAGUCACAUCCCAUCAGAGAUCGUCUCUGUUCAUCGUCAGCCAACUGUUGUCAAGAGGCCUUUCUCUCAGAGAGUAGACUUUUUUAAAAUAGGGUUAAUUUGGAAUAAAGAAACUGAACUAAGAAAACACACAAAACCAAAAAAAAGAACUGAGAGAAGAGAUGUGGAAUUUGUUUUCUUGAUAAUAAUUUUUUUCCCCCAUUUUGUGUAUUGUUUAUAGAUGUUUUCACAGUAAUAAAAAAGGA